Racocetra persica is the source of this 462-nucleotide messenger RNA. Lineage: Eukaryota; Fungi; Glomeromycota; Glomeromycetes; Diversisporales; Gigasporaceae. The record is from the annotation of a GenBank genome assembly.
AUGGACAUUCUCAAAAAUAAUUUCCACGAACUUUUGCCAACUAUUACAGAGGCUAUUCAAGGGGCCGAUUUUAUAGCCCUAGAUACUGAAUUAACAGGACUUAGCGAACACAUUGAACGAAUUAAGAGCUUCGAUGAUCCUCGCUCAAGAUAUUUAAAGUUUCUUAUUAUUCAAUUUGGCUUAUGUACCUUUACAUACUCGGAAGAAGAAGAUACUUUUGUUGCUCGCCCCUUUAAUUUCUAUAUCUUUCCAGCUAAUGCUGAUAGAAGAGACUUCAACGAUAUUUGUUUCAUGUGCAGUGGAUCAAGUUUACAUUUCUUGAUGAAAUGUGGUUUUGAUUUUAACAAGUUGAUAUCUCAAGGAAUACCUUAUUUGAAUAAUACGGAAGAAGCAAAGCUUUUACAGAAAAGAGCUGAUAUUGCACAAAGGCAGACAGACAGUCCACCGGAUGAUGAAACUAAA